AUGAUGUCAUCGCCGGGCGAGCAUGAGCGCGCGAAGCGGGGUGGUGAAGACGCGGACAUGGCGGCCCCCGUGCGUGCCACAGGCUCCUCGCUGUUUGUUCGCGGGUUGCCUCGCGACGCGAACGCCGCCGGGCUCGAGGAGGCGCUCGGGGAGUUCGGCCCCAUCAGGCAGUGCUUCGUGGUCACGGAGAAGGGCUCCCCUCACUGCAAGGGCUUUGGCUACGUGACGUUCGCGCUGCCCGCUGACGCCGCGCAGGCGCUAAAGGGGAAGGUCGAGUACCAUGGACACAAGCUCGUCACCACCGUCGCCAAGAAGAAGCCCCCGGUCAAGAAGACCAAGCCCUCUAAGACCGAAGCAGAGGAGGCCCCGACGGCGGAGGAGCCGGCGUGGGAGAAGCAGCCGAGGCAGCGGCCGACCCUUGAGCUCGCCGGCCUGCCCCCAACGCUGGACCCGGAGAUGCUGGAGUCGCUGUGCAGGCAGCGUGCCGGGGUGCUGGACGUGGCCCGUGUGCCCGACCACCCGACCAAGGCCCACGUCAGCUUCUCCACCGUGCGGGAGGCCACCACCGCGAUGACUUACUGGCAGCAGAACCUAAUCCAAGGCAAACGCGUCUCGGUAGGGUUGCUGUACCGGCCGGGCAUCAUGAAGAAGUCUCGCCUUCGUGCCCGUCUCAUCGUGCGCAACCUCAGCUUCAAGUGUUCACAGGGCGACCUGAAACGAGCGUUCUCUCCUUUUGGAAUCGUGCUGGAGGCGAACAUCCCAAAAAAACCAGAUGGGAAGAUGAAGGGGUUUGGCUUCGUUCAGUUCACCAGCAUGCCAGACGCCACCAAGGCUCUGAAGGAGAUGAACAGCAAGGAGAUUAAAGGACGGGCCGUGUCCGUGGACUGGGCCCUGGCCAAGGACAAGUAUGAGUUGGCCAAUGCAUCCAAGGCACCUGGAAAGAAGGCAGAGGGCAAGCAAGGUGCAAUAAAUGAAGGGAGCAAGGGGCCCGCUGGAGAUGAGGAGGAGGAUGAUGAGGAUGAUAAGGAUGAUGAGGAUGACGAGGAUGAUAAGGAGGAGGGGGCGGAGCGUGUGGCCCAGGCGGCGCCACCCGGGCGGGAGACGCGAGCAGGGCCGCGGAGCGGAGACGGCGACUCGCAGAGUGAAUCCGGCUCGGACGAGGGCAGCACUGCAGCCUCCGACGACGACGAUGACGACGUGGAAGGGCACGACGGCUCGGAUGACGAGUCGGACGAUGAAGACGGCUCGGACGAUGAGGACGACGACGAGGAGAGUGACGGUGAAAAGAAGCGUGCGGUGAAUCGCAACCUCCCCAGUGACGUGGGCGAGGGCAAGACGGUCUUCAUCAGGAAUCUCUCCUUUGACUCUGAGGAGGGCCCCCUGGGCGAGGUGCUAACCAAGUUUGGGAAGCUGCGCUACGUUCGCGUGGUCCUGCACCCUGACACGGAGCACUCGAAGGGUUGCGCGUUCGCUCAGUUCCACACGGCGGAGGCGGCGCAGGCGUGCAUCGCCGCGAGCCAGGGCCCCGAGGAGGCUGGUGGCCUGGCUCUAGACGGGCGCCGUCUGGUGAUGUGUUUGGCCGUGAGCCGCGACGAGGCCCGCACGCUGGCCGACAAGAAGGACGCAAAGCCGACCGACCGGCGCAACCUUUACCUGGCGCGCGAGGGCCUGAUCCGAGCUGGAACGGCAGCAGCUGAAGGUCUCGGCUCAGCUGACCUGGCCAAGCGAGAGAGGUUUGAGCAGCUAAAGCGGCAGAAGCUGCGGCGCGUCACCGUGUUCGUGUCGAGCACGCGCCUCUGCGUGCACAACAUCCCCAAGUCGGCGGACGACAAAAAGCUGCGCUCCAUCUUCCUGUGCGCUGGCGGACCAGGUGCCCGCAUCACCGAGUGUCGUAUCAUGCGCGACAUGCAAGUUGUGAACAGCCGCGGGCUGGGCCAGUCGAAAGGCUUUGGCUUUGUGGAGUUUGUGGAGCACGAGCACGCAUUGACGGCGCUGCGCAGCACCAACAACAACCCGGCCAUCUUCGGUCCAGCCAAGCGCCUGAUCGUAGAGUUCUCCCUUGAAGACCGGGUGAAGCUCAACGCAAAGGAGGCCCGAUUGCUCAAGAGUCGGCAGAAGCAGGUGGCCGUGAAGGGGAAAGGGAAUGUGGCGAUGGAUGUAGCAGGAGGGGGUGCAGGAGGAGUAUGGAAGGGCAAGGCUUCUGGGAAUGCCAAGGGACAGAAAGGGAUGAGCGCCGUGGCUCAGGAGAGCCGAGGAUCGGAGCCGCGCAAGACAGGGGCGCAGGAGCCCGGGAGGGCGAAGGUCGGCGCCGGGGGAGCCGUGGGGAAGGGGGGGGGCGGCACUGGCCGGUGGGCCGGCUUCCAAACACGUGUGGAGGAGCAGCGCCAGGAGGAGGGAGACGGUCCGCGCCGGAAGCUACUGCCACUGCCUUCACACUCUGGGCCCAAAAUCCGAAAACGCGACAAGGGGAAGCCGUUGGCCAUGAAGAGAGACCAGAAACCUAAGAACAAGAAGAGCAGAGCCGAGAGGAGAAGUGGUGGGGCAGGGGGGGAGGGGCUGCCACAGCAGGCGGUGUCACGCGUCCCAGCUCGAGUGGCACCGGCGCAGCGAACAACUCCGGCGCAGCGAACAACUCCGGCGCAGCGAACAACUCCGGCGCAGCGAACAACUCCGGCGCAGCGAACUCCGGCGCAGCGAACUCCGCGAGCGGAGAAGCGAGCGCACCAGGCGGACCACGCGGAACGCCGUUUUGGAGAUCUUGUCAAGCGCUACAAGCAGCGAAUAUUUGGCUCGGAGCAAGCGGCCAUGCGACCCAUGGCCAGCAAGUGGUUCCAAGAGUGACCGCAGCAAUCCCCAACACCGCACGCUUGCACCAGACACGGGCACACGCGUACCCAAACACACACAUUUACCUAGGCACCUCCGAUUAGUAUGGUUGGCUACGUAGAGUGCGAAAGAAGUUCAACAUACAUACGUCAAAGACAUGGGCUUCAUAUCAGGCCACUCUGCCUGAACAUGGGCUUUCAAGAUAAUAUUAUUACCGAGAUCCGUAUUGAAUAGAACGUUUAUUGGUUUGCCACUGCACAUAUGAAACUGUCUCGCAAUAAACGUCCACCUUUUUACCACA
Lethenteron reissneri (Far Eastern brook lamprey) is the source of this 3127-nucleotide messenger RNA. RefSeq names its product RNA binding motif protein 28 (gene RBM28). Gene Ontology annotation, cellular component: nucleolus. Lineage: Eukaryota; Metazoa; Chordata; Hyperoartia; Petromyzontiformes; Petromyzontidae. The record is from RefSeq and is a predicted model, not a curated record. Gene Ontology annotation, molecular function: mRNA binding.